AUGUCAAUUGAAAACAUAAAUGUUAUAUUUGAGGAAUUAAUUAUUCUUUAUCCAUCAGAAAAAGAAUGGAUUUUAGCACUACAAAAGUGUUGGUUAGCAUCUGAAAAUAUGAAAGAAAAAAAUUACACUGCUGCAUUAUCUAACUAUAGUGAAGCUCUCACUAUUUGGUACAAAUUCAUUGAUGAUGAAGAAUUAAACUGUUUCAUUGAUAUUGGUCUUAUACAUCAAACUCUUGCUUUAUGUUACCAAUAUGAUAUUAAAGAUCAUAGUCUAGCUGAAAAAGAAUAUUUAGAAGCUAUUCAAUAUUUCAAAAUUGCACUGAAUAAAGCCACAACCGAUUACGAACGUAUGAAAGUAUAUGAGAAAUUAUCAUACUUGGAAAAACAUCGAAUACAAUUGACUGGUUAUGAUUCUACAAAUAUGGAGAUGAUAUACAGAUAUGAAGAAUUGAGUAUUGCAAAUAUGUUACACUAUUAUAUCGAUGAUAAAGUGAAACUUGGACAUACAUUACAACAAUUAGCUAAUCUAAAAAAAAUUCAACAUGCAUAUGAUGAAAGUUUAGCCAACUAUGAAAAUGCUCUAAAUAUCUUUCUUGAGCAACCGUUUGAAUUUGGCUUCUAUCUGAAUAUUUGUAAUAUUAUUAAUGAAAUGGUGGACAUUUAUACUCAACAGAAGAAUUGUGAUUAUUCAUCAAUUAUUAAAUAUGAAUUAAUUAAACAUAAAUUAAUUCACAAGCACUUUAUAUACGUUGAAAUGUUUCGUGAAAACAUGAGAUGUAUUAGUCAAUAUGAUCUAGCACGAAGUCAUAUUGAAUUAGCUGAUAAAUAUAUGGCUAUACGACAACAUGCAAAAGCUCGUAUGCAUUUAAGAUUGGUACUAGCAAUCUAUCGUAAAUGCAGUGAUAUUAAUGUUCAAGAUUAUGUAGAUAUAAAACAUAGUCAAUUGCAAGAAAAACUAGCUGAUUUAGCAGUUGAAUUGCAUCAGUAUAAUAAAGCUUAUCAAUUUAUAAAAAUGUCAAUGAAAUGUUUAGAAGACCAGAAACAUAUAUUAUGGAUUGAAAUGGAUAAGAUUAUCAAAAACACUGCUAAAUACAUGAAAUAUAUGCAAGAAUGGGAAAUAUUGGAAACUCGAAGACAAUUGUUGCAUAAUAAAAUGAGUUAUAUUAAGGAACUGAUUGCAAAUUCAAAUGUAGCCAAAAAACACUUUUAA
Messenger RNA from Rotaria sp. Silwood2, 1209 nucleotides. Lineage: Eukaryota; Metazoa; Rotifera; Eurotatoria; Philodinida; Philodinidae. The record is from the annotation of a GenBank genome assembly.